ACCUCCAACUUAGGCUUCCCAUCCUUCGACGUGUACCCUUCGACGUGUUUUGUCUUUUGUGGCAACGAGGACUGCUGAAAUAGUAUCUUACUCUCAACCAUGCACACUCACACACUCACACAUAGGCCUUUUUUGUUCGCCAAGGAAGCACACGCCGUCAACCCAUGGCUAUUCAAACGACUGUUCCUGAACAAGAUGUUGCCGCAUCGCCUUGCCGAUAUAUAUCUGAUAGACGACAGCCGCUUCCAUUCCACACCAUCAACUUAUUUUUCUCUACUUUCCUCUCCUUCUCUUCAUCCUUUCAAUCGAAAAUAUUGA
Molecule: messenger RNA, 318 nt
Organism: Zychaea mexicana
Lineage: Eukaryota; Fungi; Mucoromycota; Mucoromycetes; Mucorales; Lichtheimiaceae
Exons: 5
Coding region: 100-318 (72 amino acids)
Source: RefSeq, a predicted model, not a curated record